This is a messenger RNA of Cladophialophora yegresii CBS 114405, 846 nucleotides long. RefSeq lists its product as uncharacterized. Lineage: Eukaryota; Fungi; Ascomycota; Eurotiomycetes; Chaetothyriales; Herpotrichiellaceae. The transcript is spliced from 2 exons. Gene Ontology annotation, molecular function: acyltransferase activity, transferring groups other than amino-acyl groups. The record is from RefSeq and is a predicted model, not a curated record. Bases 1 to 846 code for a protein of 281 amino acids.
AUGCCCGUCCGCCUCGCCAGGGCAGGGGACAUCCCUAUCAUGGCGUCCGUCCUCGCCGCGGCGUUCGGGCCCGACAAACUCUUCCGCGUGCUCUUCCCCCACCAGCAGGAGCAUCCGGGGGACUUUGAACGCGCGUUGCGCGAGAGUCUCUGGCUCUCGUGGUACGACUUUCGGAAAGUGUUGAUGGUGUCCUACUCGUACUCGUCUGGGGAUGCUCCGGGCCAGAAGGACGAAGGCAGCUUGUCGACAGGGGAGGAGAAGACGUCACUACUUCGAUCGCCCGGCGGCGAGACGAUCACAGGGAUGGCGGAGUGGGAGCGUGUUGUUCACGGGACAGCGAGAGCAGGGUUCGGGGCUUGCCACGUGAAUGGAUUCUUGGGCUGGUGGGAUCCGCGUCGGCUUAUGAAGCCUCUUCUGUCCCUGUUCUACCGCGUGCGGAGGUUUUUCGUGCCCAACAAGGCGGCCAAGCGGCCCACAAAGGCGGACCCCCAGGAGCUGACGUACUGGAUGCUCGGACCUAUGGUUUUCCGCUGGGGGAAGCAGUUCAUGGCCGGCGCGCACAGGGAGAGGCAUUGGUCGCUAGAGAUCCUGGGGGUGGACCCGCGGUACCAUGGACGGGGUUACGGUCGUGAAUUGGUCAAGCAGGGGCUCGAGAUGGCGAGGUCAGACCCCGAGGGAGAUUUGCCCGCUUGUGUGAUGGCCGCGGAUGGGAAGGAGGGGUUCUAUCAGAAGGUCGGGUUUAAGCAACUUGUUGGGUAUCUGUCCCAGGCGGAGGAUGAUGAAGGGGGGGAGAAUCCGUUUCGGAGGAAUGGCGUUGGUGGCGGCGCCGUGUUGUGGACGAGGUAG